Fundulus heteroclitus (mummichog) is the source of this 2549-nucleotide messenger RNA. RefSeq names its product protein shisa-6. Bases 1 to 1356 code for a protein of 451 amino acids. NCBI's taxonomy places the organism in Eukaryota, Metazoa, Chordata, Actinopteri, Cyprinodontiformes, Fundulidae. Gene Ontology annotation, biological process: regulation of AMPA receptor activity; regulation of short-term neuronal synaptic plasticity. The transcript is spliced from 8 exons. Gene Ontology annotation, cellular component: dendritic spine membrane; postsynaptic density; postsynaptic membrane. The record is from RefSeq and is a predicted model, not a curated record.
AUGUCGUCCCGAGCCACAUCUCGGGAUCGCAUCCUUGUUGCUGUUUGUGCUCAUCUCUCCCUGCCUCCUGCACUCCAGCGUGUCCAGACAUCUGUUGGGGAAAAACAUUGGCCGGUCCGCUCCCAGAGUCACCAUGGUACCCAUCAGCACAGCUAUAACCAUGUGGCUCUAGGUAGCCCUACACGCACACCUAAGAAUGCUCACCGGUCAUUGAGACGUGAGAACAAUCGGAUAAGCGGCAUCCUGACCUCGCAGACGGAGCCCUACGACCUGUCUUUCUCGCGCUCCUUCCAGAGCCUGUCACAUCUGCCGCCCUCCUACGAGGCGGCCGUCAAAGCCGACCUCAGCCGGUUCUCAUCCCUGAAGAAACUCACAGAUAAAGAAGUUGAUGACUACUACACCCGUAAGCGCCACCUGCCUGACCUGGCAGCAAGAGGCACUCUUCCUUUACAUGUUCUCAAAAUGAGUCAAGACCAGCAUCGAGAUCCACAGCAGCAGCAACUGCAAACCCAACCUCCACAGUCCAGCAUCUCCCAGGCCCCUCCUCAGUCGCAGUCUUCCCAACAGCAAUCCCAGCAAAGGCAGAGGCCUCGCCGUGUCCAGAGGGCCAUGUCCCAGGACCGCGUCCUGGUCCCGCAAAGUGGUCCGCACCAGGACUACAACAUGUCCCCUGAGGGCAUGUCCCCCUACGGAGGCCGAAUCCUGUCAGACGAACAGCUCCUGUCUGCCGAACGUCUUCGUUCCCAGGAGCGUCUUCUACCACAGGACCGUCACACCUCCCAGGAUCGCCUGUACUCCAAGGAUCGCAUGUACUCCAAGGACCGCCUCCUGUCCCAGGAGCACUUGUAUUCAAAAGACCGCCAUUACUCUCAAGAGCGCCUCUACUCGCAGGACCGCUUGUAUUCCCAAGACCGCCUCCUGUCCCAAGACCCUCUUCUGUCACCGGACAAGCUGAUGAUGUCAUUAAAGCGCGGCAUGGUCAGCAGCAUUUCCGGUGGCUUCCGUGGCAGUGACAAGUCAAUUUCUCGCGCCAUCUCACACACCGAUGUGUUCACACCAACCACUCCGAUCAUGGAUCGCUACAAGAUGACCAAAAUGCACUCCCAUCCCAGUGCCUCGAACAAUGGCGCUAAUGGAGGCGGCGGCGGCAGCGGUGGGGCACCAGGAACAGGGGUAGCUGUGCAUUCCAACACAUUAGCCAUGAACCAGACAGCAAAUAAGAGGCAAGUGUUUGCCUCCAGACGAACUCACACUGUGGAGCAGCUCCACUAUAUCCCACAGCACCACCAGCAGCAGCAGCAGCAACAACAGCCACAGCACUACCGCACAGGCAGCAAGACUGAAGUGACUGUGUAACGGCAGCCCCAGCCUGAGCUGUGCUGGAAGAGUGACUGCUGCACCAGGCCACGGGGCUCAAUUGCAUAACAUGGUUACAUGUCACCUUGUAGAGUAGGAAGUAGUGACUUCAUUUUCCUUAACCGAAGAUUCCAGGACCAAGAUGAUCCGAAAGCUUAACGUGAGACCGGAACAAAGAACUACACUGUACACUGCGUAAACAUGCCCAGCAAGAUUUGAAGCCAGAUAGGGUUGUGGAAGGGUUUGAGGUUGGGUAUUGUCAAGUUAACCUGCCUAACAUAACUCCCGGGUUCUGGGUAACCCUGUUUGUUCACAGUCUACAGCCUGCCUCUGUACAUGUUCUAGUGGAACACACUGAUUGUGUUUGUUUAAACCUUGAUUAGUCCCCUUUGUCCAACGAUUCUGUGACCUUCUCUGGCAAAUCUUAAAGGGCUUUGCAUGGUUAUAGACAAGAACUGAGUCCUCUGCGACUUCUGUUGUACAACACAACGCCAUCACAGGCGAUGAACAAGAGGGAGCCUGUAAUAUCUUUAUAAAUAUAUAUAUAAAGAAAAUAAAAUAAAGGCAUAAAAAGAAUAUUUUUUACGCCCCAUCUAACUCAUAGCUCUAGAGAAUCUCAAGAGAGAAACUGAAAUGGAUGUUAUCUGCACUUGUAUUUGGUGCCUCUGACAGAUGUUCCAUUUCUGAAUACAAAGUGGUUUUGUGGGUUACAAAGCACAAUCAAUAGAAAAAUAUUCCGUUUUGGUUUAUCUUUGACUUUGAAUAGUGAUGGCUAGCUUAUUUUUUUUUUUUUAACAAAGGCAAUUUUGUUUUUUGUUUUUUUUCCUUCUUUUGCUUCCAGUAGACAAUUGUAAAUAAGCUAUCCUUGAAGCCGUAUUAUGGACAAGUCUGUACUGGAUGAACUUUGUAUUAGACUGUCUGUUUUAAAUAGAUUCUAAACAACUAUAACUCAUCACUGUUUUGUGAGUUCAAGAUAGAAACCCACAUAACCAAGUGUCUGACAGGAUAAAUACUGUGUUUCUUUGCAACUUGUUUGGACAGGAAGUGAAUGAAUGUGCUACUAACAACAGAUAUCAUGUUUGGAUGUAGACUGUAAUCCAUUGAUAUUGGAAGACUGGAAUGUCUUGGGUAUGGAGUACAAGGCUUGUCAAAGUAGGGUCAAAUAAAUCAUCCAUAUUUUUCUAAACAUGCAA